CUGGUGAAAUCGACGAUGGACGGGGCGCGGUGCAGCGUGAAGAUUUCGGGUGCUAUGUCCGACCCGAUCGAAUCGCGCAAGGGACUUCGACAAGGCGACGGUAUCUCCGGCCUCUGUUUCAACAUUGGGCUUGAAGGUGUCAUGAGGCGAGCGGGCUUCAACAUGCGGGGCACGAUUAUCAACCGGUCCAGCCAGUUCAUCUGCUAUGCCGACGACAUGGACAUUGUCGGCAGAACGUUCGAGGAUGUGGCCAGGCGGUACACCGAAUUGAAGCGGGAAGCGGAUAAGGUUGGAUUGAAGGUGAAUGUUGCGAAGACGAAGUAUCUGCUGGCAGGAGGAACCGAGUCCCUUAGGACUCGCAUAGGACCGAGCGUGACGAUCGACGGCGACGAGUUCGAGGUUGUGGAGGAGUUUGUGUACCUCGGAUCGUUGGUUACGUCGGACAACAACUGCAGCAGAGAAAUUCGGAGGCGCAUCAUCACCGGUAGUCGUGCCUACUACGGACUCCACAAGACCUUACGGUCUGGUCACCUUUCCCGGCGUACAAAGUAUACCAUGUACGAAACGCUGAUAAGACCCGUCGUCCUCUACGGGCACGAGACGUGGACGAUGCUCGAGGAGGACCUGCAAGCGCUUGAAGUUUUCGAGCGACGAGUGCUUCCUGUAAAAAUAAUGACAGUUCUCAAUCUGAGCCAUCAACCAACGAAAUCGGGUGCCUCCAAAAACGGCCGAUUAAUUAACCGACUAAGUUUGGAUGCGUUUUGUUUACAAAAUGGACUUAGUGAAAAAAUUUGCAAUUUUCGUCGGCAACGGAAACAAAUGAAUUACGCAGUGAAAUUGAUAACAUGUUGUAGAAAUCCAUCGAAAGAUGCCGUAGCUAAAUCCGGAAGAAACUGUCAGGAGUUUUAAGGUAUGUAACAAUCG
This is a messenger RNA of Culex pipiens pallens (northern house mosquito), 924 nucleotides long. RefSeq lists its product as uncharacterized. The coding region runs from base 16 to 909 and encodes 297 amino acids. The record is from RefSeq and is a predicted model, not a curated record. NCBI's taxonomy places the organism in Eukaryota, Metazoa, Arthropoda, Insecta, Diptera, Culicidae. The transcript is spliced from 2 exons.